UACUACGUAGAAAUAUAUGUGAUUCAGCUUUAUUUACAUAUCAUGGGACAAAUAGCCCCAAGAAGAGCCGCGGGUCCAGCUGCUAGUGCUAACUAAAAUAUAAAACCAAAUUCUUAUUAAUAUUAAAAUAAGAUUGUAUUUUUCAAUAAACAUCAAAUAAGUUUUGCAAAUAUAUUGAGUUUUAUUUCUGUUACAAAUUGUUCAUCUAAAUUCUUUUUCCAAUUUUAGCAAAAUCAAAUUGGCAACAUCCAAUAUGUUUCAGUCUUCGAAAUUCUUGUUUCGUUCGUUGCAUUGUUCAUUUGUCGUAAUUUGUUUCUGUUUGAAAGUUUAAGUUUUAUGAAUUUAGAAUGUCAUCUUCUUCGAGAUAUGACGAUCGUCGAUACUCCUCUGGUUACCGAGACAGCCCUCAAAAUAUGCGAAGAGAUAGAGACAGGGACAGAGAUAGAGAUAGAGAUUCAAGGCGACGAUCCGUUCCCGGUCCGAGCAGAGCCCGUAGUCCCCCACCAUUUGUAAGACCAAGAGAUGAGAGUGAAUUACCUACUGAAUUUGGACGAGUUGUGCAACCAGCAUUCAAAGAGGAUGAGAAUACUGUGCUCAAGAGGAUGAGAACAGCUUUUACCCACAGUCCUCUUUCAGUGGUGUAUCAGUGUAUCAAAGAUAAGGAGAAAAUAAAGGUUUGGACACGAAAUUUCAAGGAAGUUCGAGGUAUUUGUACAGGGUUUGUGGUUGCCUUCGAUAAGCACUGGAAUUUGAUUUUAUCUGAUGUGGAAGAAGUCUACAUGAAGCCAAAAAAGGCGAAAACUCCUUAUUUGUACGACAUUAAAGCUGAAGACUUACCAGAGUUGCCACCAAAAGUGCCCAGAGUGAAGAAGACCGCUGCAACAAAGAAGGUUACUGAGGAAGAAGCACCAAAGAAAGAAGCAGAGAAGAAAGUUGCUGAGGAAAAAGCUGUAAAGAAAGAGGAAGAAGCAGAGAAGAAAGUUGCUGAGGAAGAAGCAGCAAAGGAAGAGGAAGAAGCAGAGAAGAAAGUUGCUGAGGAAGAAGAGAAGAAACCAGAGGAGAAAAAGAAGAAAAAGAAAGGCAGGAAAAUUCAUAAACGUCACCAUAAACAAUUAUUUAUUCGGGGUGACAACAUUGUCCUGUGUGCUCUUUUCGACUCUCCCAGUGAGCCAGCCUCUAGACGGUCGGAAAACUGAGUGUCCAGCGAUUUCCUUGAUGAUUAUUGGUAUGGUACGAUUGUAUUGUAUUGAUAUUUGAAUGAUGUUUUAUACAAUUAAAUUAUGAUCAUCCAAGUUAUUCUCUCUCGCUGCUGUCAUCGAUUCUUGUAAGAGUGUUAUUGUUAAUUUUUAUUUUAAAAUAUUACAUGAAAAGUAAUGUAAAACUAUAUAUUUAUAUUUUGUUAUCUCUGAUUUGUAAACAUAUGAGAAUAAUUUGAACGAUCUUUUGCGCAUUAAUCUUUGAGUUUUAGAUUGAUACUAAAAUGUUCAAUGUUUCUGAGUUCAGAUCGACUCAGUAUGUCAUUUUCUGUGAGAACAAAUUAAAGUAUU
Argiope bruennichi is the source of this 1547-nucleotide messenger RNA. Its product is annotated as U7 snRNA-associated Sm-like protein LSm11. The transcript has 3 exons. Gene Ontology annotation, cellular component: U7 snRNP. Lineage: Eukaryota; Metazoa; Arthropoda; Arachnida; Araneae; Araneidae. Gene Ontology annotation, molecular function: U7 snRNA binding. The coding region runs from base 348 to 1196 and encodes 282 amino acids. Gene Ontology annotation, biological process: mRNA 3'-end processing by stem-loop binding and cleavage. The record is from RefSeq and is a predicted model, not a curated record.